AUAAUGCAUUAUUAGUAUUCGAAACAAACACACCCUCAUAGGAUAUGGGUCGGCGAUUUUCGAAGGCAAAGAUAUAGCGGCGGCGUUCUCCGUCGGCGUUACUACGGUGGUCUCUCAAACCUCGUUUUUCUUCUUCUUCAGUCUUUGCCUUUAACACAGGGGGACUCUUGUUCAUCAAUUUCGUCGGUCUCUGCUGCAACUCCUCCAGACAAACUCGAUGUAAGAGACUCGGAGAUUCUUCGACUACUCAGAGAUUACACGGUUUAUCAGCUAAGAAUUGGUCUUCAAUCAGAGCUGUUCUUGAUCUUCAACGCCUUAAGAACAUGGAAGGAGUGGUUGAGGUGGACGUGGACGUGGACGCUACGAUUGCUGAAAUGGUGACUAAAAAACGGGGGAGGAAGAAAGUGAAUAUUGCGGAAAGGAAGAAAACAGGCCAAGGCCGAAAGAAGAAGGUGCAAUCGGUUGCAAUGGAUGGGGAGAGUUUGCCCGGUUCUGCGGAGGGGCACAAUGAUAAUAAUCCUCUGGGAAUCACAGUUUCAAUGUUUGAUUAUUCAGUCAAGAAUCACUUUAGAGCCAUGAAUAGAAUUCGUAAGUUAUGUGGAGAGGAAGAGUGUGAUGAUUUGGACAAACGGGAGUUUGAACGGUUGUCCUCCUCAAUCACUUUCAUAAGAGAAUGGACGCAUUUUAAUUACCAACCAAGAGUAGUUCGGUUUGCUUGUCAAAAUGAAAGUAGUCCUCAGGGAAAAGAUGUUAUUGGUGGGAUAACUUUAUCUCAAUUCUCGGCUGCUACUGUUCCUAAGAAGGAUGGCCAAGAUGGGAAUAUAUUAUCUCCGGUAUCCAGCAAAGACUUUGUAAUGUACGUCGGAGGCUCCGUUUGGGCGUUGGAUUGGUGCCCUAGAGUUCAUCAACAUUCUGAUCAUCAUACUAAAUGUGAGUUUAUUGCUAUUGCUGCUCAUCCUCCUGAAUCUUAUCAUCACAAGCUUGGUGCCCCACUUAUUGGCAGAGGCAUCAUUCAGAUAUGGUGCAUUUUAAAUGUUGGUGCCAAAGAGGAAGAAGUACCUCAGAUGGAAAAGAAGACAAAGCAGAAUUCUAGGAAAAGCACAACAGAAAUGGUCAUAUCACCUCAACCAAAGAAGCCAAGAGGGAGACCUAGGAAGAAGCCAAUAAAUGAGUCUGUAGAUAAUCUCGAUGGCAAUAAUGAAUAUGUGCAACCUCUUGCUGUUCAAUUUUCUGAAAAUUCAUCUCAACCAAAGAAGCCAAGAGGGAUACCUAGGAAGAAGCCAAUAAAUGAGUCUGUAGAUAAUCUCGAUGGCAAUAAUGAAUAUGUGCAACCUCUUGCUGUUCAAUUUUCUGAAAAUUCAUCUCAACCAAAGAAGCCAAGAGGGAUACCUAGGAAGAAGCCAAUAAAUGAGCCUGUUGAUAAUCUCGAUGGCAAUAAUGAAUAUGUGCAGGCUCUUGCUGUUCAAUUUUCUGAAAAUUCAUCUCAACCAAAGAAGCCAAGAGGGAUACCUAGGAAGAAGCUAAUAAAUGAGUCUGUAGAUAAUCUCGAUGGCAAUAAUGAAUAUGUGCAACCUCUUGCUGUUCAAUUUUCUGAAAAUUCAUCUCAACCAAAGAAGUCAAGAGGGAGACCUAGGAAGAAGCCAAUGAAUGAGUCAGUAGAUAAUCUCGAUGGCAAUAAUGAAUAUGUGCAACCUCUUGCUGUUCAAUUUUCUGAAAGUUCAUCUCAACCAAAGAAGCCAAGAGGGAGAUCUUGGAAUAAGCCAAUAAAUGAGUCUGUAGAUAAUCUCGAUGGCGAUAAUGAAUAUGUGCAAGCUCUUGCUGUUCAAAUUUCUGAAAAAUCAUCUCAACCAAAGAAGCCAAGAGGGAGACCUUGGAAGAAGCCAAUAAAUGAGUCUGUCGGCAUGGUUGCCAUAGAUACCCAUGAGCAUGUUACCAAAAAGGGUUCUGGUAGAACAUGGGAGGGUUGCCGCCAAGGAGUGUCUGCAGAUAAUUCAGUGUUGGCAUCAUCAGUCAAGAGCACAAAGUUGCAUGCUAAGUCAAGGGCAGAUAAUUUUAUGCAUCAUGAUGGUCUGCCUUUAUUGACACAGAAUGAGAACAGGGAAUCUUCCUUAGUGAAUCCCAUUGCAUGCUUAAACUCUGGACAGGAUCAUAAAAAUGGUUCCCUGGAAAGUAGUGUUGCUAGUUGUCUUAUUCCCAAGGAUGCUGCUUUGCCUAGAGUUGUGUUAUGCUUGGCUCACAAUGGAAAAGUGGCAUGGGAUGUGAAAUGGCGGCCUUCUAAUGCUUGUGAUAUGGAUUUCAAACAUAGAAUGGGCUAUCUUGCUGUCUUGCUCGGAAGUGGAGCUCUAGAAGUGUGGGAGAUUCCUCAUCCUCAAACAAUGAAAUUUAUUUAUUCUACUUGUGAAGUAGAGGGAACUGAUCCUCGCUUCGUAAAAUUGGAGCCCAUAUUCAGAUGUUCAAAGUUGAAGUGUGGUGACAGACAGAGCAUUCCCCUGACGGUGGAGUGGUCAACAUCAUGUCAUGAUUUUAUUCUGGCUGGAUGUCACGAUGGAGUGGUUGCCUUGUGGAAGUUCUCUGUGAAUGGUAUAACUGAAGAUACGAGACCUUUGCUUUGCUUCAGUGCGGAUACAGUUCCUAUAAGAGCACUUGCUUGGGCCCCAGUUGAAAGUGAUCCUGAGAGUGCAAAUGUUAUUGUCACAGCUGGACAUAGAGGCCUAAAGUUUUGGGACAUACGUGAUCCAUUCCGCCCUUUGUGGGACCUUAAUCCAGUUCAGCGGAUCAUAUAUAGUUUGGAUUGGCUGGCAGAUCCAAGUUGCGUUAUUGUGUCCUUUGAUGAUGGAACACUAAGGAUCCUUAGCUUAUCAAAGGCUGCAUAUGAUGUUCCUGUCACUGGAAAACCUUUUGUUGGGACACAACAGCAAGGAUUCCAUAGUUAUUAUUGUUCAUCCUUUGCAAUUUGGAGUGUUCAAGUUUCACGGCUAACAGGCAUGGUUGCAUAUUGUAGUGCAGAUGGUACUGUUCUUCGUUUCCAGCUCACAACCAAAGCAGUGGAGAAAGACCCUUUGCGCAAUCGGGCCCCACAUUUUCUAUGCGGAUAUUUGUCCGAGGAAGAAUCAACUCUUACAGUAAUCACUCCAUUGCCAGAUACUCCGUUCCCCAUGAAGUCGUCGUUGAAUGAAUGGAGUAAUGCCCCAAGAACCAUACGUGGGUUCUUAUCUGUAUCAAAUCAGGCAAAAAGAGCAAAGGAGCAAAUGACAAAAGGCCAUACAUUUGAUGGUCAAACUUUAGCUCUGUGUCAUGGUGAUGAUACGGGAAUUGAGAUUGGAUCUGAGGACACAUUGGUGUCACCGAAGAGCAAACAAACACCAAAAUCCAAGACAAGCGGUAAGAAAAAGCUGACAGCUGAUGAUCAAGCAUUAGUGUGCAGAGAUGAAGAGACGGAGAAUGUUGAGAGGGGAGACAGUGAAAAAGGGGAGACUGGGAAUGAAAUUGAGGUGUUUCCUCCGAAGAUCGUUGCUAUGCAUAGAGUAAGAUGGAAUAUGAACAAGGGCAGUGAGAGGUGGCUAUGCUCUGGAGGAGCUGGUGGAAUUGUCCGUUGCCAAGAGAUUUGACAAACCUCUUUUUGAUAAAUAAUUUUAUACUUAUCAUGAAGUGUAGCCAGAUUAAAAGAUCCAUAUGUUCAUACCAUAAAAAGAGUUUUUUUUUUUGGGGGGGGUAUAUUAUUUACUGCUUGUGAAAUUCAUUAAUGUUGUUUAACUUAUUUUGCUAAAAUGAAUUUGAAAGGUUUCUGUAAAUAUCUGUUGUUAUGCUUCUGGGUGAUGCAAGUUACUGUAAUAUGAGAAAUCUGUAUUUACAAAAGCAAAAA
This is a messenger RNA of Camellia sinensis, 3862 nucleotides long. RefSeq names its product Transducin/WD40 repeat-like superfamily protein. NCBI's taxonomy places the organism in Eukaryota, Viridiplantae, Streptophyta, Magnoliopsida, Ericales, Theaceae. The record is from RefSeq and is a predicted model, not a curated record. Gene Ontology annotation, cellular component: transcription factor TFIIIC complex. Gene Ontology annotation, biological process: transcription by RNA polymerase III. Gene Ontology annotation, molecular function: protein binding; DNA binding.